This is a messenger RNA of Botrytis sinoallii, 225 nucleotides long. RefSeq lists its product as uncharacterized. The record is from RefSeq and is a predicted model, not a curated record. Lineage: Eukaryota; Fungi; Ascomycota; Leotiomycetes; Helotiales; Sclerotiniaceae. The transcript has a single exon. The coding region runs from base 1 to 225 and encodes 74 amino acids.
AUGGUUUGGAGUUGGGAGAAUAAGGUUCUGGAUUUCGAUUCUUCCAGUAAUGCAGGCAAAAAUGAAGCCUCAUAUAUUAUUGCAAGUGGCGCAUUGGAUGGCACUGGAAGACCAAUUACAUUCGAAGGAAGUGCUAUCGAUAUUAGCAUACUUCUAUCGUAUCGAAGUUGUUUCUGUUCUCGUUAUGGGGCUCUCAACCUCCAAAUGUCGAAAUUUGGGGACUAG